Messenger RNA from Limulus polyphemus (Atlantic horseshoe crab), 5796 nucleotides. Its product is annotated as zinc finger protein 883-like. Gene Ontology annotation, biological process: central nervous system development; regulation of transcription by RNA polymerase II. The coding region runs from base 3148 to 5043 and encodes 631 amino acids. Gene Ontology annotation, cellular component: nucleus. The record is from RefSeq and is a predicted model, not a curated record. Gene Ontology annotation, molecular function: RNA polymerase II cis-regulatory region sequence-specific DNA binding; DNA-binding transcription factor activity, RNA polymerase II-specific. Lineage: Eukaryota; Metazoa; Arthropoda; Merostomata; Xiphosura; Limulidae. The transcript has 5 exons.
UUUUCAACUCCCUCCUCAGUUCGACCCAGCCUUCUCCACUUUGGUUGAGAGCUAUGAAAUGUCUUGUAUGCAGAAUCUCAUCCUCUCCUGCGUGAGAGGUUCUCUCUCUCUCUAUGUUGGGGAUGUGGGCUUCUCUAGAAGCCCUCAUUCUUCUUGGUUGCAGUCACAUGUCAUCUUCAGUGAGUUUUGAUAGACCAAUGGAGCCUUGUUUGGGAUUCCACAGAUGCACCUCUUCCCCUUCCCCCUAUCUUACACACCAAAUUUCAAACAUUGGAUAUUCUGUAUUGGGGCCCACAGCAUAACAUCACUAUGUUGACAUGUCAUAUGCCAAGUGCCAUGAAGCUGGUCAUGGAUCGGGUUAUCCCAUUCCGACAAGAUUCUACCUGUGGAAUGGUCUUUGGUGGCUUUUGUUUUUUCAGGCUUGUGUGCUCAGUGGGGUGUUCCAGAUUUGGAUGCUUUUUACCACUCAUCUCAAUACACAACUUCCCUGCUUUUAGUCUCCUGUUCCUCAUCCUAUGGCAGGGGCAGUUGAUGUUCUCAGUCAUGAUUGGACAGGUUGGUUCCUAUAUGCAUAUCCUCCUAUUUGUUUCCUUCCACGUAUUCUUGCCAUAAUUCAGACCACUCCGUGUCAUGUUCUGUUGGUGGCUCCAUAUUGGGUGGCUCAAACAUGGUUUCCACUGUUACACCCACUUUUGGGGUCACCCUUUUCCUUUUCUUUUAUCUCCAACACUCCUAUGUCAGACCCAGCAUGCAACAUUCAUUCAUUAUCACGCUCUGUCUUCACAUGUAGCUUUUGUGUGGUACCUCGCCAGAAUGGCCAUACUUUCAUAAUGUGUAGUUUCCUUCAUUUACCAUCCUGUUCAUCUUUUCUCAAAAGCAGUUUACCAACAUAAGUGGUACACAUAUCACUGUUGGUCUGUCUGAUUGGGUUAUCAUCCUUCCCAUCCUACUGUUCCUCACAUAACAUCUUUUUUUGACAGGGGCCUUUUGCUUUCCUCUGUUGUGGGCUUUUGGGUGGCAAGAUCAGCCACAUUUUAGUUUACCGAAUUUACUUGUAUUUUCCAGUCUUCUGUCUUGUCCAUGUUGUUUCAUUCCUUCCUCAUUUCCCUUCCUCCCCGCUCUGCUUCUCUCCCUGAUUGGAACCUCAAUGUAGUCUUCCAAGAUCUUACCCAUCAUCCAUUUGAACAUUUGUCUUCUUGUUCAUUAUAUAACCUUUCCAUGAAGUUUCUGUUAAUACUAAUUUUAGCGUGUGGAUGUUGUCAUUCUGAUAUGUUUGCAAUUGAUGUUUGCCGUGUUUUGAUUCAUAGUUCCUAUGUUCUCUUCUUUCCUGAUCAUGCCUUUAUGCUCAAAACUUUGGUUGCUCAAGAGGUUAAUUCUACCUUUACACCCGUUUCACUUCCCUCCAUAUUCCACCUUUAUGACUGUUACAAUCUUGACUGCCUCCUUUGCUCAGUCAGGGCUCUCCACUGGUAUAUGACAUGCACUGCUUCCUUCUGUGGUUUCUAGUUCUGUUUGUUUAUUUUGUGGAAUCCUAACCUCUCCUGUGAUCUUUCUCCCAUUAACCUUAUGGGUUGGAUUUGCCAAUGAAUUCACCUGGUGUAUUUUUCCCUUUCUCUUGAUGAUUGUCACCAUUUUCAUGUUUCUUCCUAUCUGAUCUAUCAAUAUACCUUGUCUCAGGCAGCACAUUUCUGCCUUCCCUUGAAGGACAUCAUCAGUACUGGUUUAUGUACCAUUCCACGUACCUGUUGCCAUAUUAUGCUCCUCUGUUUUUCUGUGAGUUUAUUUCAUUUAUUUGUAGAGGUCAUUCUCAUAUGUUUGGAUCCCACUCUGUUGAGAGUGUUGCCUGACCAGCUAUAAUUAGUCUUAAAUCCACAUUGUAAGACCUGUCAUCAUAUACCAUGAUAGAUCAUCAUAACAUUGAGGCUCUUCCUACUGCGAACCUGAUGUCCAAUUCUAGAUGCUGCCAGGUGUUGGUUGAUCGAUUCUGUUCAUGUUAAUUAUAAUGUCUCUGGUGCUGUGGUCCUCUGGACUUUCCAAUACACUAUUUCCCUCCUUUUUCUAGUGGAGUAUGGGAGUCCUUGCCAUUUACCAGUUUGUAGUUGCUGUGGUGGUGGAGCAUGGAGGCCUGUCCUCCUGAUUGUGCACAAUACCACUCAGUUGAGAGUAUGGUGGUAGCAUUCUGCCAGUGUAGAUGGUGUGACUCCUUUCCUACCUUGGACCUGAUGUUAAAUUCCAGAUGCUGUUAGGUGUUGGAUGUAGCACUUUACCAUAUACAGUUUUCCCCUCUGACUGAGACACCCUACUUCCUACCACUCGUUUCCUGGUGGAUCUGGUGUUAUUUGGAGCCAGACCAGCCACAUAAGUCCUCACAUGUUUGGAUAGUUACCCUCCUCCUACAGCGGAAUGGACAAUAAAUUCCCAAUGCCACCAGGUUUUGGACUGGACAUGAAACCACAUAUAGUCAUCCCUCUUCCUACCAUUUGCUAGAUGUCAGUUCCUGGUGGAUCUGGUGUUGGUUGUAGCUGGAUGAGACGCAUGAAUUUCCACAGGUGUAAAGUUGGGUACCCUCCUCCUGUCACGGACUGGAUGACAAAUUCUUAAUGCGGCCAGGUUUUAGACUGGAGAUGACAACCCACCUGGGCCCUCCACCUUCCUACCUUCUUCCAGAUGUUGGAUUCCGGUGGAUCUGGUGUUUUUUGUGUUGGAGGUGGGUUCUUGAUAUGGAAGUUCCUCUUCCCUGCCAGAGUGUACCCUCUUCCUACAGCAGACCUGAUGUAGAAUUCCAGAUGCUUCCAGGUGUUGGUUGAGGUUGAACUCCCAUUUAUGGUCUGUAACCCCCUUAGCCAUUCUACACUGAGGGGCCACUUUUUAUUUCUAUAAUUUUUUGGGCCCCACAAAUGUUUCCACCCUUUUAGUGACACAUUACUAAUGGAUGAAGAGUAUACCUGGCACAGAAGUGGUGCAGGCUCCCAUGGGUAUGUUGUUUUUAAUUUCUUCUCACAUCCUAUGGUUUUCCCUGGGGUGCUUCCCAAAGGGAGACGAUCAUCUCACCAGCCAUCCACUUGUUCAGUGUGGGAUUCUAGCUUUUUGUGAGAAGAGAUUGCAAACUUUGGAUAAGCAUGUAAAGGGUGACAUGCUGUUGUAAUCAUGGAAGUAUUAAACACCAAAGUUGAACCCUUGCAUGAUGAGGAACAGAAUGAUUUAUUGGAUCUCAAACUGGUGAAAAGUGAAGAAACUGUUAAAACACCACCAAAACAAGCUGCUGCUCAAGGAAAAACAUCUUCACAUUCUACCUUUGAUUCUAAAGUACCAAAAAAGGAACAAGAAGAGAACUAUAGUGAAGUAACAGAGAAUUCUCAGAACACAUUUUGUGGAGUGACAACUGAGCAACCUAGUGAUUUACAACAAGAAAUUAUUUCUGAGUUCUGUGAGAGUGAUGAUAAUGAUCUAACUAGUUCAAAAGAUAAUGUUGUGAAUGUGAAAAAGGAAAAUGAAUUUCAAGAAGAGUUCCUACAACUGGAUUCUGGAUUAGAAGAUAUAUCUGAUCCAAAAACAUACAUCAACAACCAACGUGGAACAGCAUAUGAAGAUUUGAUACAAGAAGCUCCUAAUACAAAAAACAUAAAAUCUCAGAAGCCAAGCAGUGUUGAUGUGUGUGGGAAAAUAUUUUCAAAAAAAAAAAAUCUAAAAAAAUGUCAGGUUUCCUACAUUGGAGAUAAACCAUACAAAUGUGUUUUUUGUGGUAAAGAAUUUCAGAGUAAGGGUCAAAUUGAAAUACAUAAGAGAACACACACUGGAGAGAAACCGUACAGUUGUGUUGUGUGUGGUAAAGCAUUUGGAAGGAAUAGUCAACUUAAAAUACAUACAAGGAUACACACAGGGGAGAAACCAUACAAGUGUGUUGUGUGUGGUAAGCAAUUUGGAAGUAAUAGUAGCUUAAAAUUACAUGAGAAGAUACACACUGGAGUGAAACCAUACAGUUGUGUUGUGUGUGGCAAAGAGUUUAGAAGAAAUAAUGAUCUAAAAAAACAUGAAAGGUGUCACACUCUGGAAAAACCAUACAGCUGUGUAAUGUGUGGAAAAGAAUUUGGAACAAAUGGCCAUUUAAAAAUACAUGUGAGGAUACACACUGGGGAGAAACCCUACAGGUGUGUAGUGUGUGGAAAAAAGUUUAGAUGUAGUAGUAACCUGAAAUCUCAUGAGAAGAUACACACUGGAGAUAAACCAUACAGUUGUAUUGUGUGUGACAAAGAAUUUGCAACAAAUAGUCAGCUAGAAAAACAUCUGAGAAUACACACUGGAGAAAAACCCUACAGAUGUGUAUUGUGCGAUAAAGAAUUUAGAAGUACAAGCAACCUAAAAUCACAUGAGAAGAUACACACUGGAGAAAAGCCAUUUACUUGUGUAGUGUGUGGCAAAGAAUUUGGAACAAGUAGUCAGCUAGAUAAACAUUUGAGGACACACACUGGAGAGAAACCAUACACUUGUGUAGUGUGUGGGAAAGAAUUUGGAGGAAACACUCAUCUAAAAAUGCAUCAGAGGAUACACACUGGAGAAAAACCGUACGGUUGUGUUUUUUGUGACAAAGAAUUUAGUAGUAGUAGCUAUCUAAAAAUACAUCAACGUAUACACACUGGAGAAAAACCAUACAGUUGUAUAGUAUGUGGUAAAGGUUUUGGAACAAAUAGUAGCUUAAAAGAACAUCUGAGAAUACAUACUGGUGAGAAACCUUACAAGUGUGUAGUGUGUAACAAAGAAUUCAUAAGUAAUAGUAACUUAAAAAAACAUGAGAGGACACACACUGGUGAGAAACCAUACACUUGUGUAGUGUGUGGCAAAGAAUUUGGAGGAAACAGUCAUCUAAAAACUCAUCAGCGUAUACACACUGGAGAGAAACCAUACAUUUGCUUAGUUUGUGGUAAAGAUUUUAGAACUAGUACUUUGCUGAAAAAACAUAAGAAGACACAUGUUGGAGAGAAACAAUCCAGUUGUCUAUUGUUUGAGAAAGAGUUUGAAAGAACUAGUGACCUCAAAGAUAUAUGAGAGAAAAACUGGGUGAAUCUGCUUUUUAAAUGACAUAAACCAUAUGGCUGUGAUUUUUGUAGUAAAGAGCUUGGAAGAAGCAAUUACCUAAAAAGACAUUAGAGGGCACCUACUGAGCAUAAAAAUUAAUUUUUAAUUUGUGAGAAACAAUUUACAGAUUCUCAAUUACAUUUUUAACUAUUUAUAAAAAUGAUUUAAUACCAGUAAGAAAAUGUGCAAAGUGAAGUUAUACAGACAACCUUACAAGUAAUUUAAUGAUCAUAUUCACAUAAUGCUUUACUUGUUAAAUUAUGUUUACUUGUCUUUUAACAAAGUUAAUAUACUUAGUUUUUUAUUAUAGGCCUAAACAGAAUGGGGAAAGCUAUAUACAUAUACAGAUAAGUAUUUAUUUCUUCUAAGAUCAUUCCACUUGAUACAUACAGAUAAAAUGAAUGCUGUCAGAAUACAAUUGUAGGACAGUGUUAGAUUUUAUAAUGUAACCCAUCAAAAGAUUAAACAAAGAUCUUGUGUACAUUUGGCUUCAUAGCCCAUGUAGUAUGCCUAUUCCUUUAAUGCUUAUUUUAUUUUCAUCUGUGGUUAACUCGUUGUUUCUUAAACUUCUUGCAUUUUGAGUAUUCUUGUUUUAAAGUAGAAUUAAGCUCAAAUGAAUAACCCAUCAUAAUGUUUUGAGACAACAUGGGACCUGUUGGUCCAUCUUGGCUGUCCCAUCCUCUAAACUAAAACUAUUAAUAAAUAAAUUUUAAAAAAAGUCAA